AUGUCUAUCAUCGACGAGACAAGAGGUCUUCUAGGGAACGAGGCUCCGUCUCAUUCCAAACGUCUAUCCCACUACCUCCAUGAUGAAGUUGCAACACGCGGCGGAGAUCUACUACUCUUAAUCUGCUAUGUUAUAACCGGACUCCUGGAUAGCUCAGCUGUCUUCGUAUGGGGAUCUUUCGUCUCAAUGCAGACCGGAAACACCGUCUAUUUCGGUCUGGGCCUUGUUGGAACUGAUGACGAUCGGUGGAUCAAAUCCGGCGUCUCCAUCUGCGGCUUCUGUCUUGGCUCGAUCUUCUUCGCUGCUUUCCAUCGCACGUUCUCUCCUAGGAAGCGAUGGGUUCUUUGUGCUUCUUUCUUCUUGCAAUUGUGCUGUGUCACUAUCGCUGCUGUCGUUGUGACUGUUUAUCGCCCGGCACGCGACACCCCGCUUGGCUGGCUUGUCUUGGUGCCGAUCGCGCUUGUGGCAUUCCAGAGUAGUGGUCAGGCUGUUACUAGUCGCGUGCUGAACUUUAAUGGUCUGACAAGUGUUGUUCUCACGAGUAUCUACUGUGAUCUUUUCUCUAACCCGGCCCUACUCUCUACCGGUGUGUUCGGCCACGUUGAGGAGAUGCGUCGCGUCGGUGCUGUAAUUUCUCUCUUGCUUGGCGUUGUGCUAGGUGGUUUAUGGUCACAUAGCUCGAUGGGGAUCAUGGGCGCGCUAUGGACUGCGGUAUUUCUUAAGGCACUAGUUCUCACUGCAUGGCUGGGAUGGAAGAAGGUGGAUGAGAACCAUGAUGAGUAA
This is a messenger RNA of Penicillium taxi, 783 nucleotides long. Its product is annotated as YoaK family protein. The transcript has a single exon. Bases 1 to 783 code for a protein of 260 amino acids. The record is from RefSeq and is a predicted model, not a curated record. NCBI's taxonomy places the organism in Eukaryota, Fungi, Ascomycota, Eurotiomycetes, Eurotiales, Aspergillaceae.